Messenger RNA from Actinia tenebrosa (Australian red waratah sea anemone), 2855 nucleotides. Its product is annotated as endoplasmic reticulum disulfide reductase DNAJC10. Gene Ontology annotation, biological process: IRE1-mediated unfolded protein response. Gene Ontology annotation, molecular function: protein-disulfide reductase activity; oxidoreductase activity, acting on a sulfur group of donors, disulfide as acceptor; misfolded protein binding. The record is from RefSeq and is a predicted model, not a curated record. NCBI's taxonomy places the organism in Eukaryota, Metazoa, Cnidaria, Anthozoa, Actiniaria, Actiniidae. Gene Ontology annotation, cellular component: endoplasmic reticulum lumen.
AGUGUAGUUGUAGUCACCAAGUCAUGUUCAACACUCAACAAUGAAACGAAAUAUUUUAUUUAUUUUAUUUUCUACUUUAUUAUCUUCCCCUGUACUAGCAGAGGAUUAUUACGAGCUGUUAGGUAUAACCAGGGAUGCAAGUAAUAAGGAAAUCAGGAAGGCUUUCAAGAGGCUAGCKCUUCGACUUCACCCUGACAAGAACAAGGAUGYCCCCAAAGCACACGAGACGUUUUUACUUAUCAAUAGAGCUUACGAAGUACUCAAAGAUUCUGAACUUCGUAAGAAAUAUGAUUCAUAUGGAGAAGAGGGCUUAAAGGAAAAUCACUUCAGCAAUCAGUACCAAAGCUGGAAUUAUUUUAAUGAAGAAUUUGGACUUUAUGAUGAUGAUCCAGAGAUUAUAACUCUUAGUUAUUCUGAUUUUCAAAUGUCUGUGGAAGGCAGUGAUGAUGUUUGGUUUAUAAAUUAUUAUUCACCUUUCUGCUCACAUUGCCACGAUUUGGCUCCUACAUGGAGAGAAGUUGCACGUGAGCUUGAGGGUGUUGUAAGAAUUGGAGCAGUUAACUGUCAGGAGGACUGGUCUCUCUGUCGGCAGCAAGGAAUCCAUAGCUACCCCUCACUUGUGCUUUACCCAUCUCAACAUCUUUACAGAGGGCAAAGAACAGAAAGAGCAUUAAUUAGAUUCAUUUUAGAUGCAAUUGAAAUUAAAGUAAUAGAAUUAACUAAAGAAAAUUUUGAAUCAGAAAUAUCAUCUUCACAUCAACAGUGGUUAAUAGACUUCUGUGAACCGUCAUCAGAUUGUUUAUCAUCUGACAGUAAAUUAAAGCUUGCAGCAGUUUUGGAUAAUUUAGUACAAGUUGGGACAAUAGACUGCUCACAUGAUGAAGCCUUAUGUAAUUCUCUGCAUCACCAUGGUGAAAUUGUGUACUACAACGAUAAUCAUAUAGAAGCUGGGAAAGGCACUGUCAUUAAAAGUUUACACACAAAAGAUAUAGUUGAUCAAGUGCUAAGAUUAACACCUGACCCAUUGAACAUAGACCAUGACUCAUUCCAAGAUAUUCGUGAGCAAUUAAAAACUGGUGAAGAACCAUGGCUGAUACACUUCGACAAGGGCACGUCAGUAGGUUUAGAAAUCAGAAAAUUACCUACCGUUCUACCUGAUAUCAAGAUUGGUCAGGUGGAUUGCUCUACUGCCAAGGAAGUCUGUGAUUCUCUUCAUCUUUCAAAGUAUCCUAAAGUAGCUUUGUUUAAGAAGGAUGGCUUUGAGUGGCACCAUGGUCGUUUUACAGCUCAUGAUAUUGCAGUAUUCGCCAAAGAGAGUGCCUCGUCAAAUGUACAAACGCUAGGACCUGAUGACUUUCCUGGGGUCAUCACUCCUAACCGUCCUUUCUUUAUUGACUUUUUUGCUCCGUGGUGUCCCCCGUGUAUGAAUCUACUGCCUGAGUAUCGAAAAGCUUCACGAUCAUUUAUCGGGAAACGUAACAUUGGUUUUGGUACAGUGGACUGCACAAUACACGUUAAUCUCUGUAGUAUGUAUAAUAUUCGUUCAUAUCCGACUACUAUUUUGUAUAAUAAUACGGUACCGAUCCAGUUUAGUGGACACCAUUCUGCUGGGGACUUAAUAGAUUUUGUCGAGAAUACACUCAACCCUUCUGUAGUUACCCUGACUCCCGAGACGUUUGAGUCGUUAGUGGGUCAAAAGGAACCCGAUGAGACUUGGCUCGUAGAUUUUUACGCACCUUGGUGUGGUCCAUGUCAGGAAUUGCUACCAAACUGGAAUAAACUAGCCAAGCGUCUAAAAGACGAGGCCCACGUGGGUUCAGUAGAUUGUGUCAAGUACAGAAACUUCUGUUCCCAACAAAAUGUCCGUUCGUACCCUACCAUUAGACUAUACUCACAUCGUAGCACAGGCUCAUGGGAUUACAUUACUCACCAAGGCUGGCGUGAUGUUGAGUCUCUGUACAUCUGGGCCUAUCAGAACCUUCCAUCCCUUGUCACUGAAAUCUCAAGCGAUGAUUUUCAUAACGAAGUACUUACAGGACAUGAACCUUGGCUGCUGGAUUUCUUUUCUCCUUGGUGUGGACCGUGUAUACGUUUUGCUCCGCAGUUUGAGAGAGUUGCAAAAAUGCUUGGUGAUAAGGUCCGGACGGGUAAAGUGAAUUGCGAGCAAGAGUAUCACUUUUGUCAUCAAGUUGGUAUUCAUUCAUACCCUACURUUAGACUGUACCUUGGAGCGCAAGAAGGAAUGUCACAGAAUAUUGAAGGUGACCUGUCCAUAGAGACCCAAAACCCAGAAGAAAUAUUUGAUUUAGUUAAAUCAGCUUUAGAAGAACGAGAAAAGGAGCAAGGAGACAUUGAAAAGCAUGAACACUACGACCCAGAAGAAAGAGAUGCCGAGAAAAGCGAAGCGUUUGAAGCAGAUGAAAGAGAUGAAGAGGAGGACGAGAGAGAUGAAGAGAUAAAAGAAGGGGACACAUUAGAUGAUGCUAAGCCACCACCACUAAUACAUGACGAGUUCUAAUGUCUCUCCAAUCGCUUCGCUAUUCAAGUAAAACUGGUAUUCGCACAAGCCUUGUAAAGCGUAAAGAAUUCACAAAUCGAAAGGAUUUUUUUACGAUUCUUAUGGUUUCACAGCCGUGGGCACCUAGCAAAAUAAAAUAAUAGAAUUUGUAAAUAAAAAUAAAGAGUUCUUCGUUCGGGGGGAAAAAUCUAAAAACAGAGUUCUUAAAAAUUUAUAAGGCUGUUGAAGUUUUAUAGCUUUAAUAUCAAUCAAUAAGGAAAAACCUGAAUAAUGGGGUUUUGAUGUAUAUUUUGGUAUAUAACAUUCUUUUAUGAAUGAAUAAAAUAGCCAUUUUAAA